GGCUCUGCGGAGGAUGGAGAUGCUCUUCGCCUCCUCCUCAUCUUUUUCCUCCCUUUAACACCAUCUAAACGCCCGGUAGCUCUGCUGCUUACGGACCUGGAUCAAACCCACCCCCAGAACCGGAACCAGUCUACGGGGAUUUAUCUGGGACUGGGUCAGGGGGACGCAGACUGGUGGCUCACGCGUGUGCGUUUGUUUACAGAAUAAAAAUCUUAUUUUUUACAGUCAUUAAAUAUUGUCGCCUGCUUUGCGUUUGAGAUGGAAAAGCUGGCGCGAGGAUUCUGUUUGGAGGCAGACCCGCGCGCCUCCCUUUGAUUGUCCUUUCAUCUUACCGCCCGCGCGCGCUCACCUGUAGGGACUCAUGUUUCAGAUCCAGCACGCGGCUCCAGACGGACCGGGUCGGUAUAAUCAGAUCUGCACGCGCAGCAACAGCUGCUCGUCCCCCGCCGCCCCCGGCUCAGAGCCGCCCUCCUGCCCCGGACACCGCAGCCGAACCCCCCGCAGGAAGUGGCAGGUGUUCCCUGGGAGGAACCGGUUCUACUGCGACGGGCGGAUCAUGAUGGCGAGGCAGGCCGGGGUGUUCUACCUGACCCUGGGUCUCAUCUUCCUCACCAGCGGCCUCUUCUUCGCCUUUGAAUGCACAGCCAAGGUCAGAGAGGUUCUCUCCAUCCUGGCAGAAACCAUGUGGAGAAUCAGGGAUCAGUCCUGCUUGUUGCUGGUUCUGAACCUUGGUCCGUUUUAUCAUCCUGGUCCGUCCUUGACUCUGCUCGGCACCAUCCUGGAGGUGGUGGUGUGCUUCUUCUCCGUCUGGUCCAUUGUGGGCCUGUCAGGCUUCCAUACCUACCUGAUCAGCUCCAACCAAACCACCAAUGAGGAUAUCAAAGGAACGUGGUCCAAGAAGGAGGGGAAGGACAACUACAACCCGUACAGCUAUGGAAGCGUCCUCACCAACUGCUUCUCAGCUCUGUGUGGACCGCUGCCUCCGAGUUUGAUUGACAGGAGGGGUCUGAUCCAGGCUGACACUCCACAGACCGUGUCUCAGUCCAACGGGUCCAGCGGCGGCGGCGGCUACGCCUCCACACAGCUGCACAGUCACAUGUGUGACCAGGACCAGUGCAUCCAGAGCACCAAGUUCGUCCUGCAGGCUGCGGCCACGCCCCUGCUCCACAGCGACCCCGUCGUUCUGGCCCCUCUGCCUGCCAAGACCCCCACACCAGGGGGUCCCUGCUCCUACCUGGCCCCGACGCAGCCGUCUCUGCCGUCCUGCGCCGGAGACGUCCUGACAUUCAGGGAUGCCGCCGUCGACUCCCACUGCCACCAUCAUCUUCACCUGCAUCACCUCCAGCACCACCAACACCACUUCACCAGCCCCGAGGAGACGCCGUGCGGCACGCCGCAGGGCGCCCUGCCCUGCCACGCCCACAUACACCUACAGCACCCUGCCCCACCCGUCCUGUACGACCCCGUCACUCAGGACGCUCUGCAUGAAGACUCGGUCCGAGGACUGGUGAAACUCAGCUCCGUCUGAUGCCUUCAGGAACGUUACGAACAGAAACAAACCAGACGUUGGUGAUUUUAUUACAUCUAGUAGGGCUUUUUUUUAACCAGGUUCUAAAGUCUGCAGCGUCGUGCCAAAGUUUGCACCCAUCAAACAUCACAAGUCAAUACUUCACUGUUUUCCUAUGACUGACCGGCAGGAAGUCAAAGUGGGAAGAAAUUUUUGUUUUUGUUUUAUUUUAGUUUAUGGCAGAUUUGAUUCAGAUAAAACCUGCAAAAUGUGCAACAUUAACACUCUUAAACAUACCUUUAAACAUGGUAGUGGCAGCAUCAUGGUAUGGGGAGAGUUGAUGGGAAGUUGGAUGGAGAAAAUUCAGGCGACAUAUAGGAAAAGUUCGGUCAUAUUCAGAACUUUUGAAAGUUAGAAUCAGAAAUACUUUAAUAAUCCCAGAGGGAAAUUACUUUUGUUACACGCUCCAGUUACAGUUUUAUAUAAUAUAAAUAUAUAUACACACAUCCAACUAUUUUAAUAUAUUAAUUUAGAUCUUUAAGUCUCCAGAAGCCCUGCAGUCAGAAGAGCUUUUGACUCAGUUCAGCUGAACACAAAAGCAAGCCACACUUUUCAGAUUUUAAACAAAAAAACAAAUUUUCUCCCGCUUCCUACUUUCUGUUGGUCUGUUGCAUAACAUCCCGAUAAAACGCUGAAGGUUUUGAUGCGACAGAAUGUGGAGAAGCUGGAGGAUUGUCGCUGCUUCUUUACGGUUCGGUUUGUUUGGUUUCAGGUUUUUGAGCUCAGAUUUCAACAAAUUCAGGUGAAGCAGUCUGACUCCGAGGAGGAACUGCUCCAGGACCAAAGCUGGACCUCCCUCCUCUCUACCUUCAUCUUCCUCCUCUUUGAGGAAUUUAUCAAACAUAGAACUUUGAUACCAGAAUAAGCUACUUCAGUGCUGAUGAGACGCUGCACCAAAAGAAAAAAGAUAAAACACUGAUUUCCUUCUUCUGUGUUGGAUUGUUUCUGUGGAGCUGAUGGAGGCCAGCCUCACUGCCACACAAUGUCAGUUUUUAUACGGAUGAUGUCAUCCCUGCAUUAAAUGAAACCACUCUGUGCUUUUAUUCUGAAAGUCGUUCUCAUAGAUAUUCAUCUCUUCACAGCUCGUUUGUC
Molecule: messenger RNA, 2659 nt
Organism: Cyprinodon variegatus (sheepshead minnow)
Lineage: Eukaryota; Metazoa; Chordata; Actinopteri; Cyprinodontiformes; Cyprinodontidae
Product: probable palmitoyltransferase ZDHHC14
Exons: 5
Coding region: 362-1528 (388 amino acids)
Source: RefSeq, a predicted model, not a curated record